Molecule: messenger RNA, 3082 nt
Organism: Coffea arabica (coffee)
Lineage: Eukaryota; Viridiplantae; Streptophyta; Magnoliopsida; Gentianales; Rubiaceae
Source: RefSeq, a predicted model, not a curated record
CAACUAAAACCCUCUUUGGUUCCAUUGAACAGAGAGCAAAACAAUGGCGCUCUCUCAUCUUCUUCGACCGAAAUCAGUCUUAAAAAUUGACAGAUACGGAUUUCCAAAACCCAUAAGAUGGUUCUCUUCCCAAUCUUCUGAUAUUGAGCUUGGGAAGUCAUCAAAAUUGAAGAAAACGUUUAUGCCAAGGGAAGAAAGGGCUGUGGCUGCAGAGUCUUUUGUAAAGAGGUACAUGGAAACAAAUCAAGGAGUCUUUCCCAAGGCAAGCCAUAUUCAAAAUGAGGUGGGUGGAUCAUGGCACACUGUGAAAGCAAUUCUUUGCAACAUAAAAGAUAAGAUACUCAGAACUCCUGUAUCGGAUAAUCACUACGUUAUUGAUGCUUCAGCUACUGCAGAAGAGACUGCAUCUUCUGCAUUCGUGACCUAUCAUUCUCUAGUUCAUGACCAUUCUGGCUCUGUAGUCAACACAGACCAGGUGCUACAACCUCAGGAUAAAGAUGUAAGUUUUGGACAUUCUACAACAGCGGCAGCAGUGGAUGCUUCUUCUGCUUUGAUAGUUGAACCAACAGCCUCAGAUGCUACUAAUAUGCAUAAAACUUCUGGUUCAUGUGAGCUUCAAACAACAUCUACUGUUCAGUGUACAAAUUCUGGAUUAGACAUUCAUGCAAGUCAGACAGAUGCAUCAGAAAAAGUUGACGUUCGCUUAAGUAUGAAAUACAAUUCUGAGAGCAUGGUUCAACCGAAUGCUGUUACAGAUAAUUCACAGCUUGAGUUGGAUAGCCUAUGCAUACAACCUAAAGAAUCAGUCUCAAACAUGUCUGAAACUUCAGAUAAUGGUCAUGUUUCAAGUUCUGAGAAGUUGUCUCACUUUGAACAUGAUAAAAUGAAUUCGACUGGCUGUCACAAGUGGCAAGAGAAUAAAACAAUGAGUUGUGUCCCAUCUCCAAAUUCGAGUGUUGAAAUCAGUCCGAAGUCUACUUUACCUGAUAAUUCACAGAAGGUCGGCAGCCUAGCAGAUAUCUUUAAGAAGUUUAAAGAUGAUGCAUCAGUUGCUGAUGCCAAGAAUGGAAAAUUGGAAUCUAAGGCAUCACUCUCUAGCACACUUCUUAGUCAUGGAAAAGAUAGCAAUUCACAAGUUGAUGCCAAGAAUGGAAAAUUGGAAUCUAAGGCAUCACUCUCUAGCAUACUUCUUAGUCAUACAAAAGAUAGCAAUUCACAGCUUGAGAGUCUGUUCUCUUCUGAUAUUCUACUGCCAAGUAAAUCCAUUAAUAAAUGCCAGGAUUUUCGUACAAAUAAGUUGGUUUCUGGUGGAUCUGAAAAUCAAAGACCUGAAGGGGAAAUGAUUGGAUCCAGCGUGACACAAACUGUUAUUCCCAAUAUGGCUGAAUCGUUCACUGGUUCUGGGAACUUUAUGGGUUUUGGAGGCACGAAAAGAGUGAAUAACCGAGUAUCAGAGUUCAUUACCAACAAAAAGAAAGAUAUUUCUAUGCGCACUCUCUUUGAGCAUUUAGAAGUGCCUGCACGGAAGAAUGAUACCACAAGAUCUGAGAUAAAGGAAUUAGUUGAGAGGAUCAAGGGGCUUGCAGGAGAGCCAUCCAUUUUAAGACAAAAGGAUAAUGUUUCUUCUUGUAAGACAGAUGAAAAUAGUCAGAAGAGCCAAUUGGGGUUUCAGUCACUGGCUAGUUUCAACAAUUGUGACAAGAAAGAAAGAAAGAUGUCAUCAGAUUGCCAUGCUGAUCAUAGAACAAGCAAGAAUGACGACCCACUUAUGGUACUACCUGUAGGUUCAAGGACUCAGGAUGAUGCAGGAAAUAGUACAGGUUGCAGCAAGCAAAGAGGACAUACACAAUUUGCUGUUCUGAUGGACAAAAAGGAGUUAAAGGAAAUACAGAAUAAAUUCUUGGUAAUGGAAGAGCUAGGUCAAAACAAGGCAGUAGUGAAGUUCCUGUCAACAGAUGUGCAAGAGAAUAAUAUAGUUAAGGCCUUCCAGCAUUGUGGUGAUAUCUUGAAGGUUGAAAUUUGGUCCUCUGAAGAGGAUUUCUAUAGGUCUGCUACCAUCUAUUUUAAGACAAGAGAAGGGUUGCGAAAUGCUCUUGAAGAAACUGACAUAAUGGUGACAAAUCGGAAUGUCACUGUGGAAGCUGCUGCUUCUGUGGAAGACAAAUCAUACAGAACCUCCAUCCCUAGUUUGAUUGGUGACCCAGAUGUCCCUGCAGGCUUGGUGAAGAAUCCAACGAGGACUGUUAAGAUAACACAGUUGACCUGCGAUAUUAGCUCAGAUGAUGUAAUUGCAGCUCUGACAUCCUGUGGGAGCAAAGUUACUGGCUUCUUCUUAGGUGCACUUGAUUCUGUAGCUUUUGUGGAAUUUGAGACAGAAGAUGGCAAAGAAAUAGCUCUUGCAAAACAUUCUCUUGAUGUACUGGGGAAGCGAUUACAAAUUUCUCGAAUUGAUGCACCAAGAACGACGGUUGUAAGAGUUUUGUACAACCAGAGUGUAAAAGGAAGCAAGAUUAUUCAAGUGUGCAAUUCUCUCGGGAAAACCAGGUUUGUCCGUAUGAGAAGCCCAGGCAUCAUGGAUAUACACUUCAAGCUUGCAGAGUGGCCAAAUAUGUUAAAGAUCCUAAACAGACUUAAUGCAGUUGCAAUAGGUGGUCAAACAUUGCUAGCUCAGCCUGCAAGUGUCUUCCCUCCGGAUAUCCUUCAAAUUCUAUGGAGCCAUCCGGAGGAAAGAAAGCAUGUAAAGACUCUGGUGCAAAAGCUGCUGCAAGAACUGGGGGAGAAUGUAGUACAUAAAGUUGGGCUUACUGAUCUUGCAGACUUCUAUUGAGAUGGAUGAUUAAGAGUAUCCUUACUGGGUUCUUGAUUUUAAAGAUGUUCACGUUCUCGACAAGUUAAAACUUUUUGGGAUCAAGAGUAACUGAUGAGCAACUGAAUUUCCGUAGUACAGUUUAGAUGCAGGUAAAAUUUUGUAGUACAGGGUUAUCAAGAACAUGAUAUUACCACCACUCCUACAAUGUCUCAACCGUAAUUAGAGCUUUUCUGUGGCAAUCUUUUUAGUGUUAUUUAGCGCAUACGAUUUAGA